GCUUGCAUCCAGCUAGUCGGUUGCAUGUCGUGACACCGAUUAAUGUGACUCUAAGCGACGCUCUCAGUCGUAAAUACAGAAGUGCAUAAAGAUACAGUAGUAGCAUGAGCAGCAGCGGCAGCAGCACACCCCAUGGCCGUAGGUCUUUUGGCCUUUGUGGUGGAUUAAUUGCGAUCUUGUGCAUAAACGAGAUCGCCUUGGCUGUGAUGGUGGCAGCCGUCCCCUACUACACGGAGAAGCCAUCCUGGUUGCCCUCGUGCCGAAUUUACGAGCCUGGCUUCACCAAUUGCUCGACGAACAGUGUGCAGAAGCUUCUGGAUCAAAUGAACAUCGGCAUUCCAGAGAUACUCGAUAGCUUUGGUCCUUUCGAUCCCAUGCGCGUGAGAGACAUAGUCUUCAAGCAGGACAACAAUGAGGUGGCCACCAUAAGAGCCAAUCUCACAGAGCUUGUGGUGAAGGGGUUCGGCCAGACCAAGGUCAAGGAAAGCCGUAUCAGCAAGAAGGACUUUAGCUGGCAGACCAAGAUCUUUCUGCCCAAAAUGCGACUGGAUGGCAAGUACCAAAUGGCUGGACGGAUUCUUCUCAUCCCACUAAGUGGCUCUGGAAAUAUAUUCAUAGAGAUCCACGAUCUGGACAUACUGCUGCUAACCAAGACGCAGCUGUACGAGAAGGGCGGCUUCACAUUCGACAAUGUGACGUCGAUUCGUGUCCAACUGAAGCUCUCCCGCGUGCACACCAAUCUGGAUAACCUGUUCAACGGUCGCAGUCCGGAGGUGGAGCGCAGCACCAAUCAGUUUUUCAACGACAACUGGCGGGACUUUUACGAGGCCCUCAAGCCGCUGAUUAUCGAAACGGUCGAGAACAUUCUCUUCGAUGUGAUGUCCAAGGUGUUCCAUCUGAUACCGGCUAAUUUCUUUGUGGAAGAUAUGCCCACUCCCCAGGAGUUUUAUGGCUCCAAGCAAGCGCCUGUUAGUGAUAAUGGAUCCACAUCCAGUGCAGAGUGAGAACUGAUCAUUCCGUCUAGUGCAUUUGAGAGUCUAUUCCAGUUUUGAGCUGAGACUUUGUCGGAGAGACAUUUACAUACUGGCAAUAAAUGUUUAUUACUUGCAUGA
Messenger RNA from Drosophila obscura, 1112 nucleotides. RefSeq lists its product as uncharacterized. Bases 105 to 1004 code for a protein of 299 amino acids. Lineage: Eukaryota; Metazoa; Arthropoda; Insecta; Diptera; Drosophilidae. The record is from RefSeq and is a predicted model, not a curated record. The transcript is spliced from 4 exons.